AUGUACCUUAUAAGCUUUCCGAAUGAAACUUCUGUAAAAAAACCUAGCUCUAGUAGAGGACACUCGGAUGCUAUCAUGCCAAAGCUAACUGUCCUACGCUCCUUCCAAGGCAACGGAAGCUUGAUUAUUGCGACGAAAAGUAUGCGAUCCUCUGGCCGGGCGAUGAUAUUCUACUCGGGGAUUGGAAUCUCUCUAUUGAUUUCUUCCUUAUCGGUGGGUGAAGCUUUUGUUCUUUCAAGAAAGCAGUCAAAGUCUGCUUGCAAUUGCUUUCAGUUGUACUCACUAAGUAGCGAAGAAGAGUCCCCAGAAAGACAACUGAAAAAAGCCGUUAAACCUGAUAUUUUGAAGCCAUUCCUACCAGCCGCAGACCCCAAUUACAUGAAUGAGGGUCCCGUUGGGGAGAAUGAUUUUAUAUUGAGUCGGGAUGGAGAGCCAAAGGAGCUUGAAUUGUCCAACGAGAAUUUGCUGCGAAUUCUACGUGUCGAAUGCUCGGACCUAGAAGUAAAUACGUUGGUAUGGAAAUGCCUGGGCUAUCGGUUUGACCCUCACGCUAACCUGUGGAACAACGACAAGUGUUUUCCGAAAUGGAAAGAAAAAUACCCAACCCCACCAGACCUUAUCGGUAUGCAGCGUAUCUAUUCUCCGGAGAUUGACAAGCCAAGUCUUCGCGCCAAUCAGGCUAUCGUGCGAUCGAUCCCCGUCGACAACAAACAGUCUCUCAAGACCCAUUUGAAACCCUACGGAUUCACGGGAUACCAGUUUGCAGAGCUGACUCCAAACAAAACACGUCGCGCCCAAUGUGCCAACUGGCUUUUGUACUUUCGAGAGGAGCUUUUCGGUUUCACAGUAGAAGAAUUAAGGAAGCGUCGACAAGCUAAGAAGGAAGCAGGAGAAGGACAAGGGGACGAAUGGAAACCACCAGUUAGAGAGGUCUUCUGAUGCUUGCAUGUACAAGGACGCAAGAGCCUUUUUUGAACUCACGAGAGCUAGCUUGCUUGUAGAAUGUCGUUCAAAAACAAUUAAAUCUCUUUGCAUUUGUUC
Molecule: messenger RNA, 1041 nt
Organism: Phaeodactylum tricornutum CCAP 1055/1
Lineage: Eukaryota; Bacillariophyta; Bacillariophyceae; Surirellales; Neidiaceae
Exons: 4
Coding region: 1-939 (312 amino acids)
Source: RefSeq, a predicted model, not a curated record